Xiphophorus maculatus (southern platyfish) is the source of this 1022-nucleotide messenger RNA. RefSeq names its product protein FAM228A-like (gene fam228a). The record is from RefSeq and is a predicted model, not a curated record. NCBI's taxonomy places the organism in Eukaryota, Metazoa, Chordata, Actinopteri, Cyprinodontiformes, Poeciliidae. The coding region runs from base 206 to 829 and encodes 207 amino acids. The transcript is spliced from 6 exons.
GAAAGCUUAAGGUUGGUAGGACACCUGGAGGCUGAAAGGAACCUUGGCUCCCCCCUCCUUCCUAUGCAAGUUAAAGUCUGUUCUAAGACAGUCGGAGUAGUUGGAAACCACACGUAAGCUCUAGCCUGUGUGAGGAUAUUAAGAUUUAAUACUGCGACAAAAGACGAAGAGGAGGAACACUUGAUUGCAAGUAGAAACGAACUACAUGGCUGCUGUGAAAGAAACCACAGAAAGGAGAUGGAGUAUAGCUCAGCCGAGUGUGAGGGGAAAGAGCAGUUUGGCGUGUGUCAAACCGGGAACAUGGAAUCUGGUCCCAUCUCUUUGCGGGCCAAGGUACAGCUUUGAACAGGAUCAGCUCUGUCAUCCCUCCUUCAGGCAACUGCAGGCUAAGGUAAAAGAGGAAAACGAGGAGGUACAAGAAUUACUUCAGCGUUUAUCAAAUCGAGAAAAUGGGUUCAUGAAGGAGAAGGAGUCUUUCCUGACUCAGAGAAAGAUAGAAGAGCUCAGGAAGAAGGAGCUCAUACACAAGCGCUGGACUGAAAACGUGUGGUUUCCCAUCCAGAUGAGGGUGGAGAACCAUACCGCCUCCUGCUACUUCAUGGACUCCAUGAGACACCAAAUCAUGCACAGUCAUUACCUCCUACACUGUCAAUCUAAGAUAAGAACAUCAGGCUCAAGGGAGAUACGUCAAUUAAAUCUUCAAUUAAAAAAAAAACUUAAGAGACCAUCUUCUGCUUGUCAAGCAGGAUCUAAACCCGCCUCCAAUAAAACCUUGGAGCGACCUGAGACUGGUUCCUCUCUUACCAACUCUCUGAUGUCUCAAGACUAACCAGCUUCUUCAGACCUUAUAGUCUCAUCUGUUUCCUACAUUCAUCAAUGCUCCAGAAAAGGAUGAAGUCAAGGAAAUCGAAGAAGCUGCCGGCUUUCUAGAUGCGAAUGCUUCCAACCAAGAGGUUUACCGCAUCUAAACUCACCCUUACCAGUGACUGCAUCCAAAUAAAACCUACUUAUGUUGCUAACUG